This is a messenger RNA of Funneliformis mosseae, 3948 nucleotides long. Lineage: Eukaryota; Fungi; Glomeromycota; Glomeromycetes; Glomerales; Glomeraceae. The record is from the annotation of a GenBank genome assembly.
AUGGCAUCAUCAAAUAAUGAAACGAGUUCAAUUCGUUCAUCAAAAAGUAAUUUAUAUGGUAAUAUUGGAGGAAAUUCAUCUUUCGUUGAUGAAUCUGUAGUUGGAAAAUCAUCAUUAGAAGAUGUAGCGGCUGGUAUAGCUAGGAUAGAAAACGUUCUAUUAGAUCUUACAAAACAGAUUUUAAUAUUAAAUGAUAAUAUGUCAGUAUUAUUAAACCAACCAACACAGACUUCUUCUUCAAAUGGUCAAAAGGCGAAUAAUCUGGUUCAAGUGGAUUUACAGCAAACUGAAAUAAAAAGAAGUACUAGCAUAAGAACCUAUCACAAAGAUCCCUCCGAUACAAUUGGAAAUUUAUCUUUACAAAUUGCUACCUUAUCUACCAGUGUAGCUCAAUUAAUUUCUCAAAGAAAUAGUAAUUUUAUCCCUUUACAACCUCCGUUUCAAAGAAUUCCAAGAUGGAAUCAUGAUCCUUAUCGGAAUUCAAAUCAUCCUCCUCUAAUACCACGAAACAUGGCUCCCAGACCAGAUAGAAGUAACUCGAUUGAUAAAGAGGUUGAUGAGGUGAUUGAAAAGUUUGAGAAUAUGCGACUAAGGCCAGAAGUACUUCGUGGAAUUUUGGAUUAUGGACUUGAUCGACCUUCAUCAGUGCAGCAACGAGGAAUUCCUUUAUUAUUAAAAGGACAAGAUAUCAUUGCACAAGCAAAAACAGGACAAGAUAAAUUUUCUACAUAUUGUAUACCAAUCUUACAAAAUAUGGAAUUACAAUCAAUAAGGACGCAAUCAUUAAUUAUAACGGCAACGAAUGAAACGGCAGGACAUGUAUAUAGAUUAAUAAUGGGAUUAUCAACAUCAAUGCGAAAUUUGGAAUGUUUACUUUGUAUAAGUGGAAGUAAUAUCGGGGAUGAUGUGAAAAAGGUGCAAAAAAGGCCACAUAUAAUAAUAGGAACACCAAAUCGAAUGUGUGACUUGGUGCACUUGGAUGCAAUAGAUUUAUCAUAUUUAAAAAUGUUUAUUAUUGAUGAAGCUGACGUUCUAUUGGAACAAGGAUUUAAAGAUCAAGCGAUGGAAUUGAGAAGAAAUUUUCCUUUAAAGACUAUAGUUCAAACCGUCUUAUUUUGCGGAAAUGUUAAUGCUGAAAUAAUGGAACUAACUACACCCUUACGAAUGCGCGAACCUGUUAGAAUACUCGUUAAAAAAAAUGAACAAUUGCUACAGGGGCUACGUCAUUAUUAUUUGUAUGUUGCGGUUGAAAGGAGUGAUUGGAAAUUUGAAGCUCUAAGUGAUUUAUUGGAAGGGAUGAAAACUUCAAAAAUAAUAAUUUAUUGCAACAAAGAUAGCACCAAGGAUUCUCUAUGUUAUAAAUUAUGUGCAAGGAACUUCCAUGCCGUUGCUCUGCAUGGAGAAGUGGGUAGUUCACAAAGAAACUUAAUAUUGGAUAAAUUUAAGUCGAAUAAGGACAAUAUACUUAUUACAACAGAUUUAAUAACCAAAGGGGUAGACAUCGAACAAUCAGUUCAACUGGUGAUCAAUUUUGAAUUACCCACCAAGCCUGAAGAAUAUGGGAAACGCAUCGCUAUCGUGUCUGCAUCGGGAAGUGGUCGUCAAGGUGUUUCAAUAUUGUUUGUAACAUCAAAAGCCAACGAUAUGGGUGAUUUACGCGCAAUUGAAAGUUUUCAUAAAAUUAAAAUGCCCGAGAUUCCGGUAUCACAGCUUGCAAUAAAUCUUAUUUUAGGUCUUGGUACGCUCGUACUAUUUAGUUUUUUAAGGCCAAGGAAUGGUAUAGUUUAUUCACCAAAACAAUUUGCAUCGCCAGAUAAACAACCACCAAUUAUUGAAGAGAAUAAAUUAUGGGGAUGGGUCAAACCAGUAUUGGAAGCUGAUGAAUCCUUGUUAAUAAAAAAAAUCGGAUUGGACGCUAUCAUUACUUAUCAAGAUAACAAUUAUGAGAUACCAAGUAAUGGUAACAUAUUGCAAAUAUUAAGCAUCUCUUAUAUUGAACAGCCAAAUUGGUUUUGGACACAUUCAGUAUUUACAUGGAUAUUCUCAAUUAUCAUGUAUUUUUUUUUAUACAUGGAAUAUUCCGAGUAUCGUAGAUUGAGAUUCGGUUAUUUUAGAUCAGAAGGUUAUCGUAGAUCUUUACAUUCAAGAACUUUAUUAAUAACGGGGGUGCCAAAGUCCAAGCAAUCAGAUAAGGGGUUGAUAGAAUUCAUGGAAUUAAUCAAGGUCAAAUUUCCGAUUUCUGAAACGGUUAUAGCGAGAGACGUUGGAGAAUUACCCGAAUUGGUCAUUGAAAGAGAAGAAGAUGUACGCGAUUUAGAGCGCGCCUUGAACAAGUACUUGAAGGUACCUGAUCUUGAGACAUCCAAGAGACCAAAGCAUCGUAAACAUAUAAUCUUUGGACGUAAGGUUGAUAGCAUUGAAUACUUUACUCGUAGAAUUGAAGAAAAUGAAGCAAGGAUUAUCAAAUUAAGGGAGAAAAGUUUAGAAGAGAAGAGAACUUUGAAUUAUGGAUUCGUUGCUUUCGAAACGAUUCAUGACGCGCAUUCCGUCGUGAAACAUUUGGAUAGCGUCCCAUCCGGUGGGGUGAAACCAUCAUCAAUUCUCGCACCAUCCGUGGAACUCGCACCAAUGCCACAAGAUAUCAUUUGGAGUAAUAUUUCCAUGUCACCCGCAUUCAGAAGCACUCAAAGAUGGAUUGGACGUCUCGUUUUCAUUUCCCUUUGCUUUCUAUGGUUGAUCCCGUUGAGUUUUGUGACAACCGUAGCACAUAUUGGAAAUCUCGUGAAAAUCUUUCCUUUUCUCAAAGGUUUUCUUGAUAAUGCCUUUAUAACAGGGCUCAUUGAAUCAUGGAUGACACCAAUGAUUUUAGCCUUGUUCGUUCUCAUCUUACCGGCCAUACUGAGAUGGUUGACGAGCACACAAGGAAUAACUACAUAUUCGGAAUCAGAAAGGUCCGUCCUUGGAAAAUUAUAUUUAUUCUUCUUUAUAAAUAAUUUAAUCAUAUAUACGAUAUCAUCAACCUUAUUGGAUCUAGCCACCAAGAUUAAAGCAUCAAUAGAUGCGGGUUAUCUAAAUGUGGGGGAUUUAACAAAAGUGAUAUUUAAUCCAGCAAUUUUAGAUGAUAUAGCGGAAUCUGCUAUUAAAGUGUCAUUUUUUUGGAUCAAUUACAUUUCUUUGAGAGGUUUGUUUGCCGUAUGGGACUUGGCUCAAUUCUUUCAAUUGGUUUACGUUUGGUUUAAAAAGAAAGUCAUCAGUCCCACCCCAAGGAAUUUAAAAGAAUUAAUCAUACCACCGGAAUUCGAUUAUCCCGUUUAUUAUAAUAUUCAUUUGGUAGAGACGGGAGGAACUUUUUGGAACCCCGUGUUUAAUCGACUUAUACUUGCCAUCAUAUUUUGGCAAUUUACAAUGGUUGGAGUGAUGAAUUUAAAGGGUGCUCAUAUACAAUCUAUAGUGGUCAUACCUUUGAUCUUCCUUACAUUAAUCUUGAAGGUGUUUUGUUCGAGGACCUUUGACAAAUCCACGAGAUAUUAUAUACCAGAUACGGAAAGAACUGGAAGGCCAAGUGUCAUUGAUAAAGGAAAGCGGAAACAAGAAGAUCUUCAUCUUAAAUUUGGACAUCCUUCAACGACGAAAGAAUUAAUUAUACCAAUGAUACAUGUUAAUGAUAACGUUAAAAGUCAAUUAGAAAGCGUUUAUAAUGGUAGGAUUACCGAAACAACCGCCCUUACUAGACGUGGUAAAACUAAACGUAUUUUAUUGGUUGAAGAAGGUGAUUACACUUUAAGGAUUCAACCUAUUGAGGAGAGUGAAUUAUAUACCAUAGAUCCGGAUAAUUUUAAUAUGGGGUACGCCUUUGAGUUUGAUUCUCGUUCCAUUUUGGAAAGAGAUGGUAGUAAGUUGGGUUCAAGUAGAAUUAGUUUUAGUGACGAUGAAUUGGGUAAAAAGUGA